UCCUGUGCAGUAAAAAGCAGAAGCCGCAGAAAGUCAGCAGCAGUCGCAGAGACCAGCAGCAGCAGAGAUCAUCAGCAGCAGCAGCAGCAGAGAUCAGCACCAGCAGCAUCAGCAGCAGCAUCAGCAGCAGAGAGCAGCAGCAGCAGAGAUCAUCAGCAGCAGAGAUCAUCAUCAUCAGCAGCAGCAGAGAUCAUCAGCAGCAGGCAGCAGCAGCAGAGAUCAGCAGCAGUAGCAGGAGUUGCUCUUUUCAAGAGCCAAGGGACCACUCCAAAGUCAGCGAAUUGACUCGAAGGUCGCAGCGUCAGCCCCCUGAGUGUGAUGGGCAUCAUGCUCUCCGACAUCGUGCUGCUCGGUCUUGCAACGCUUCUCUCCGUGGUGGAGCAAGCAUAUUUCGUCAUCAAGGUGUACCAAGCCCGGCGCAAGUACAAAGUCAGCCCUCCUGCCAUGAACGGACCGCCUGAAUUUGAUCGAAUCUCAAGGGCACAAAUCAACAGCUUUGAAUACUACCCAAUGUUUUUAACCAUCAUGUGGACCGCCGGUGUAUUCCAACAUCAAGUCCCAGCGUUUGUAAUUGGGCUCGGAUACCUGGCAGCGCGAUACAAGUACUUCCACGGCUAUGCUGAGGCUGCUGAACUGAGGGUUGUUCCACUGCGUGUGGCUGCGCUGAUGCUGUGGAUACUGGUGGGGCUGGCUGCAAUCGGAAUCGGCAAGGUGAUGGUCUACAAAUAUGCGUACAAGGACAUUCUCCGCGUCUCCAGAUAUUUCAUGGAUAAUUAAAAUUCUGCCGUGACCCAGGCUGUAUUUUUGUUUGAUUUUGCAAGUAGCUUUUCACAGCUAUUCGCAUUCCAAGUGGUCUUUCUCUAUUAAACCACCUGUUAAGUAUUGCUUCCCUAAAGCUUUCACCGCAACAAUUGCAGGCAUCAACUUGUUAUUUUUUGCCAAAACAGUUAUGGACGAUUGUGUUGUGCUGAGCAGCAGGGAAUAGGUCUUGCCGUGACAUAUAUAGUAACCACAAUUGUAUAUUUCACUUGGUUCGUUACUGAUAUGACAGUUUCACGUUUUGAAUGUUAUAUUUUAUUACAUUCGUGUUUGGUAUGCAUUAAAUGGCAAUUCCAUGAAUGAUGGGCUGUAAAUGUACAUCUAUGAGGUCCAGUCAAAGAAGUUCAUGCAAUGAAUGUAUUACAUCCAUAAUAGUUCAGCCAUGAGUUUAUAAUGUAGGCUUCAUUCACAUAAGUCCUGUUCCACACCAGUAUAUUGCUUCCCCAUUGAUCACGUACCAAUACAUUUCAGUCAGUCCAGGGGCCCAAAUACAGAUUUUUUGUAAAAUCUGGCAGGCUGUGAAUGUUGUAGGCAAAUAUGUAAAUCCGAGUGAGGUCGCAAAUCUAAGGGUAUAGCAGCAGUUGCUAGGGAUGACGUCAUCACACCUACUGUGCUAACUAAUUGGCUGACUGGAAGAGACCCCCAUGCAACAUGGCCAUCAUGAUGUCAUUUCUCUACACUUGAGCAGGUCUUUGAUUGAGGUAAGUCCAGUAUAAUUAUGUAAUUAAUGUUUAAUAUAAUCGUUAUUAAUGCAAUUAUUAUUGUGAAUGUAUUAAAUUAGUGUUAAUUAUUGAAUUGUAUGAGGUUUAUUUUUACAAUUGACAUAGGAGUAGUCCUGACCACCCCUGGUUUAUCUCCUAACUUUUGCGGUUUCAUCAACUCCCUUUCAUGGUAUCGGAGUUAUGACAAGUGUUAGGCAAGGCAAUUUCUAAAAUCGCACAAGUCUUUCUGCACUUGGGGCCCCUGGACGUCUUCAGAUUAAAUUUCUUUAUUUUCCUAGAUGUUUUCUAAAAUGCUUUCGAUAGCUUCGGACACGUAUGCUUGGGUUGACUCAGAUCUGUGAGGCGAGUUCCCUGGAUGAAGCUACAAAUUGUUUCUUUCAAAGCGAGCGUCAUACGCUCCAUGCUGUGCUUUGGGUGUUGUAACACCCGUGCGUUUGGUAGUGCGACUUGCUCAAUCUAACAUGAAAUUGUUUUGCACGGUUGCUGUUGCCCCGCGAUAACUCACAUGGUGCCUAACUUACACUGAGAGUGUCAUCUGCUUGUGUGAAUGCCCUGCUGAAUAACGUGACUGCGUUGAGGUGGUGAAAAGAUCUCAGGAAUGUUUUAUCCAAAGGUGCAUUUGAUUUCUAAUUGUCUUUUCAAUCCCAAUGAAAUCAUCCAACAAACCUUUGAUUGGGGCUGGACAUUGAUGCCAUUUUAACGAUAGUUUUACCAAUAAGUGGACAUCCAUUGCUGCACGAGAUAGUUUACAGUGAUAAUUUUUGUAAUUCAGGUAUAACUUGGCAUUUAAAAUGCGUAAUAAGAAAAAACGCAUGGAAGCGGAGUAAAGUGUUUUAGAUGUGUGCGGAUGAAGGCCUAAGCAUUUGAAGGUUAUUUGGUUAUCCAUCGCCAUGCUGGUAAUUGCUCAGGGAACAUAGGUGGUGGAUGAGAGCUCAAUACAACAUUUGUUUUGGUGAAAUUGCCUAUGCUGACAAUGUUGCCCACAACAGCCUACAACACGUGUCUGAGCACUGACAAAACCUUGAUUACAUCGAGGUCAUUCCAGUUGAUUUGGUCAUAUCUAUUUGCCAUUUUAUACGAAGUGAAAUAUUUUUUGUAUGGUCGUUGUCUUGCACCACAUUAAUGGGAAGUAUAGUAUUAAUAGUGUGAAUCCAGGUCUUUAUUAAGUGUGAUUGCCAUGUACAAGUUUUUCAUAUUUAGAUUAAUAUUAUAAUUCAAAUUGUUUUUUUUACUUCUAAUUAACUAAUACGUGUCAUGUUUCUAAUUUAAAUGUGUACUCUGAAAUAAAUGGCUACCAAGAACUAUA
Molecule: messenger RNA, 2847 nt
Organism: Lethenteron reissneri (Far Eastern brook lamprey)
Lineage: Eukaryota; Metazoa; Chordata; Hyperoartia; Petromyzontiformes; Petromyzontidae
Product: leukotriene C4 synthase-like
Biological process (GO): leukotriene biosynthetic process
Cellular component (GO): endoplasmic reticulum; membrane; nuclear envelope
Molecular function (GO): leukotriene-C4 synthase activity; glutathione transferase activity; glutathione peroxidase activity
Source: RefSeq, a predicted model, not a curated record